Messenger RNA from Prorocentrum cordatum, 3867 nucleotides. NCBI's taxonomy places the organism in Eukaryota, Dinophyceae, Prorocentrales, Prorocentraceae. The record is from the annotation of a GenBank genome assembly.
AUGGUCGCUGAGAAGCCCUCCAUCGCCGAGACCGUGUCGCAUGCGCUGUGUAGAGGAGGGAAGCCGAACAGGAGGCAGGGCAUUUCCCCGGCCUGCGCCGUGUGGGAGUACGAGGGUGACUUCUACGGUCAGAAGGCUUGGUUUAAAGUUACUAGUUGCGCCGGCCAUGUGUACAACAUAGACUUCCCCGCAGAGUUCAACAUCUGGGAUAGGGUCGACCCUCUCACUCUCUUUGGUGCGCGGACGAUCAAGCAAGAGGCCAAUCCAAAGUUGCGGAUGCCGGCGCACUUCCAGAAAGAGGCCAAGGGGUGCCAUUACCUCGUCCUGUGGCUGGAUUGCGACCGCGAGGGCGAGAACAUCUGCUUUGAAGUGAUGGAAAACGUAGUUCCGAAUCUGUCGUCCAUCGGUGGAGGGCAGCAGGUGUGGAGAGCGAAGUUCUCAUCGCUUGCUCCGGUGGAUCUCAAGAAGGCGAUGGAUACUCUCGGUUCGCCCGACGAGAAUCAGGCCCGCUCUGUGGACGCGCGCCAAGAGAUAGACUUGAAGCUGGGGUGCUCGUUCACGCGGUUCCAGACGAAGUAUUUUCAGGGAAAGUACGGAGAUUUGGACACCAACCUGAUCUCUUACGGGCCCUGCCAGACACCGACUCUGUGGUUUUGCGUCAAGAGGCACGACGAGAUCACCGGCUUCCAGCCGGAGAGUUUCUACACCGUGGACGUGGAGAUCACCAAAGGAGGACGGGACCUUUAUUUGGAGUGGCAGCGUGGUCAGGUCUUCGACCUCCCCAUUGCCACCACUUUUCGAGACCUGGUGCUCGAGAACGGAGCUCCCGCCAAGGUCACCGACAUCACCCAGAAGGAGGACAGGCAGCCCAGGCCACAGGCCCUGAACACCGUGGCCAUGCUGAAGAUGGCCAGCACCCGCCUGGGCAUGGGCCCGCAGGAAGCCAUGCGGAAGGCCGAGAGCCUCUAUCUGGGGGGCUGGUUGACGUACCCGCGCACGGAGACGAACACGUACCCCCAGAACUUCGACCUCCGCGCGGCGGUGGCCGCGCAGACCUCGUCGCCGAUCUGGGGGAACUACGCCUCGGAGCUGCUGCGCAACGGGCUCAACAAGGGCCGCGACGGUACCGACAUGGGAGACCACCCUCCGAUCACGCCCGUGAGGUCCGCCACCGAGUCUCAGAUCGGGGACGGCUGGCGUUUGUUCGACAUGGUCACCCGCCACUUCCUCGCGACGGUCAGCGGGGACUGCAAGUUUCUGAGGACCAAGGUAUUCUUCGAAGUCAACGGCGAGCAUUUCAGCAUCGCGGGCCGCAAGGUCACAGACCCUGGCUUCACGAGGAUUCAGCUCUCCGGGGAGAUGGACGAUGUGAACAUCCCCGACUUCAAGAUCGGAGAGUCCGUGGCGCUCAAGAGCUGCAAGGUCGGCAACCACAAGACGCGCGCACCUCCGUACCUUUCCGAAUCGGAUCUGCUCAGCCUAAUGGAGAAGCACGGCAUCGGUACAGAUGCGUCCAUGGCCACGCAUAUCGAAAACAUCCAGACGCGGAACUACGUGUCGCUCGCCGAGGGCCGACGGCUGAUUCCCACAAAGCUUGGCAUCGGGCUCGUUCACGGUCUCCAGCUGGUAGACAACGAGUUGGUCAUCCCACGCGUCCGCGCCAACAUCGAGUCGUCCUGCACGCUGAUCGCGGUCGGCAAGGCGCCGUGCGAGUCGGUGGUGCAGCUCGUGCUGAGAACGUUCAGGGAGAAGUUCAUGUACUUCGUGAAGCACGUGGACCUCAUAGACCAGCUCUUCGAGAGCACCUUCACCAGCCUCGAGGCAGCCGGGCGGCCUCUCUCGCGGUGCGGCGACUGCAACAAAUACAUGAACGUGGUGGACAGGGUGCCCGUGCGCAUGUUCUGCAAGAACUGCGACCGCGUGUACAAGAUGCCACAGCGGCAGGGGCAGAUCAAGCUCUACAAGGAGCUCAAGUGCCCCCUGGACAGCUUCGAGCUCGUCAUGAUAGCCAACAAGGUGGGCAAGAGCUACCCUCUCUGCCCGAAGUGUUACGACGACCCCCCCUUCGGCGCCGCGAACGCGGCCGGCAAGUUCUGGGAGCUGGAGCACCCCGUCUACAUGAAGUACCGGCCACAGGUGUUGUCCUGCAUCGGGGAGGGCUGCGGCGGCACGCUGUGCCUCGACGUGGACUCGGGCCCGAAGUGGCAGGUGGACUGCAACGUCUGCAUGCAGUCGCUCCACAUAUUCGGGGACAAGGCGCACAAGAUCAAGGUGUCGCCCGACUACUGCGAGGAGUGCGGGGCACACUUGCUGGCCGUCACUUUCAACAAGGGCAAGUCGCCGCUGGACGGCGGGGAAACUGAGAAGACCGCCUGCAUCGCCUGCGACCCGCUCUUCAACUCCCUGUGCACCUCCGGGACCAGCAAGGGCUUCCACCCGAAGAAGUUCGGCAAGGGCAAGGGCAAGAAGGGCAAGGGCAAGGGCAAGAAGGGCCCGACGGACGAGGACAAGGCCGAGGAGCGAGGGCGCAAGAUGGCGGCGCAGGGCAAGUGGACCAGGACCACCACGGAACACCUGGCGGCGGUGGAGGAGCUUCGGGCACCGUGCGCCGCCCCGAAGGUGUCGGACCCGCCGAUGCUGUGGGAGGGCUCCAACCCGUCGGGCGGCAGCAGGACGCCGGACAAGAAGGAGGAGCCGCUCUCGGUCCCCGCGGCUGGUGGGCUGAAGUGCAUCGGAACCCCUGCACUGCAGCGGAACGAAGCCGGCAGCCUCGCGUGUCUCGCGGACGUCGAUGAGGAUACCGACCCGCUCCAGGAGCUCGUCGUGGGUGAGUUCGACGGGUCCCAUGCGGAUGAGUUCGAGGAUGGGGGCACUCUGAAGUUCAAGGAGUCGCCCCCGAUGCUCGCCGGCGAGCUUGUGGAUGCAGAGCAGGAGAAGAUCGUGCAGCCGUCCCUGAAGCCUUCUCAUGGGGACCUCGAGGUUGGUUGUUCGGAGCAGCUCGUGAAGCCGAUCCUGCAACCCUGCGGGGAGGAGCUUGCGGAUAAGGACUCCUUCAAGCUCAACCGCAGCGCGUAUGAGAAGCAGGUGCCAGCCCACGCCCAGCGGGAGGCCGCGUGGAGGCUCCGGUCGGACGAGGUGGUGCGGGUCUUACGCGGCGACGCGUGCCGGCAGCGGGAGGAGUGUGGGCAGGAGGCGCCAGGGCCGAAUCCCUGGCAGGACCAUCGAGGUAAUGAGGGCGAGCAGCUGGAGGACAAAGAUGCCGAGAGUGUCGGCCUCAAGGACGUUCAUAAUGGCGAGACCGGUGUGGUGCAGCUGGUGAGGGACACGUUCGGCGAAGCCCUCCAGGUUGUGGAGGCCGCAGGUGUCCAUCGCACCGCCUUCACGCGCUGGCUGCAGGAAAAGCCUGAGUACAUCGCUAUCGCCAUCGGUUUCUCCGCAGUGCAGCCGAGUGCGCCCGUCGGCCGCCUGCUGACAGGCGCCACGGCCGCGGAGGAGCUGGCGGUGACCCCCAUGGAUGGGGCCGUGGUGGAGGUAUCCUUCGGGAUUGACGUCCUCUACCACAAGCCCUUCUUAGGCGGGGGCGGCUCCGACGAGUCCUGGGCAUUCCGCGAGGACUUCGACGUCCGCCAGCCCUGGGCGCAGCGCGACCUGCUCGCGCUCUGCACCAACCUGUCCGAGGAGCUGAAGGUGGCGGAGAGACGCUGCUGGAUCGAGGACUUCAAGGCCUGGGUCGAGUCGGCGCAGGGGGCCCGCGGCUCGAGCGCGGCCAGCAAGGCUUCGGUGGGGCACGUCCUCGGUAUCGUUUUCACGGAUCCCCAGCCCUAUCUCCAUCCCCUUCGAGACCCCCACCAGACUGGCGUGGUUUGA